Messenger RNA from Saccostrea cuccullata (small rock oyster), 1522 nucleotides. RefSeq lists its product as uncharacterized. Gene Ontology annotation, cellular component: cytoplasm. Lineage: Eukaryota; Metazoa; Mollusca; Bivalvia; Ostreida; Ostreidae. The record is from RefSeq and is a predicted model, not a curated record. Gene Ontology annotation, molecular function: glutathione transferase activity. Bases 90 to 773 code for a protein of 227 amino acids. The transcript is spliced from 2 exons.
CUUUAGUGAUAAACUUUAAACGUUCUAUUUUUUCAACCUUUAAUGUGUACAAUACUUCCAACUUGUAAUGAUUGCUUGAAAGAUACACCAUGGCGACCAAAUUAAAAUUCUACUGUGCGUGGUUCUGUCCAUUUGCACAGAGAGUGUGGAUUGCUCUUCUGGAAAAACGUGUGGACUUUGAUUACAUAGAAUAUAAUCCCUACAGCGGUAAUACGGCGGAAUUCUUACGCCUAAACCCCAGAGGCCUCGUUCCUGUUCUUGAGGUAAAUGGACGAGCAGUUUACGAGUCCGACAUUUGCAUCGAAUUUAUUGACGAAUACGGAGGGCAAGCUAACAAACUACUCCCCUCUGAUCCCGUGGAACGCGCCAAUACAAGAAUAAUAUGCGGUUUCAUAUCACGCGAGAUAAUCCCUGCUUUUUAUGGUAUGUUGUUAAAACAAGAUAAAAACACUCAGGAGAAAAUAAAAUCAGAGUUACUAAAAAGCUUGAAAACACUAAUGGAAUUCAAGUCGGAUUCGUCUACAUUUUUUGGCGGUGACAGGUUGGGAAUGGCGGAUAUAAUGCUGGUGCCAUUUGCCUUAAGAUUCCCUGUUCUCAAGCAUCACAGGGGAUUUGAAGUUCCUCAAGGUGGCAAUUUCAAGAGCUUUCAUAAAUGGAUGUCUGCGUGCAAGGAGCAACCAUCUAUUGUCAAGUCUUCGCGCGAUAUUGAUAAAGCCAUUAUGGUUUACCAGUCUUAUGCAGAUGGAACUGCAAAAGUUAGAAGUAAAAUUUAAAUUAAUACACUGUCUAUAUAUUUAUUGUCCAUCAAAUUGUAAUGUUGACCUGAGCAGGAAUGGAUAAUAUUUAUGUGCUGAAAUGUAAAGUAAUAUUUUGUUUUUAACAUUUUCAUUUGACUUUGUACAUUUUUUCAAGUUUGUAUAUUUAGUUGUUAUUGUUUUAUUAUACUGUAUGUACAACUUUUGAGCAAGACAAUCAAAUUUUCUUACUGAAAUCAUUGCCUAAAUUCAAUUUUUUUGACUUUUCUGGUUGAAUUUGUACAUUUUUCACAUUUGCAUAUUAAGUUAUUACUGUUUUAUUAUAUUUACUACCUUUGAACAUGACGAGCAAAUUUUCUAAUUGAAAUCAUUACCUAUAUGUAUCUAUUUAAUACGUAAACAUGUAAUUCUGUCCUGUUGGAUGUAAUUAGGAAUAAAAAUAGCCUUGUAACAAAUUUGAUACACUUACUCUUGAAAAUCUCAUUUCAAAAUUUAUCAUGUGAAUACUAUUUUGAAUGCAAAGUCGCGAGAGUUCGUAUAGAUAUUUGAAGUAUAACAGUCAGGCACAGAAGACUACUUGAAUCGCGUCCCCGUAGAGAAAAAAUCGUGAUAUUAUUAGAUUAUAUGUGUUCAUUUUUGUCUCUCUGACGUUAUGAUCAGCGCAUUAAUUGAAAAAAGUGAAUUAUAUUGAGAUUAUACCGAAAUAAAAUCGACAUGAAGCUUUAGUAGCGUCGAGUGUUUGAAUUCUAUCAAGUGGAAGUCAUUGC